GCUCCCGUCGUGGCGACGGUGGCGGCGAGCGGCGUCAGAGCUUGAGGGGGGGUUGACGGCUUCUGGCGGGUGGCGGUGUUGAAGGCGAGAGCUUGCUUGGCCCGUGUCGCUUCUGUCCCAAGAACCGGACGGAGAGUGAGGGCACGAGGGUCGCUGUCGGGGGCUGUCGUCUUCCACGUACACGUCGUCGUGAGGAGCGCAGUCCGGACUCUUCCCGCAACCCCUCCGGCUCCCUUUCCGCACGCCUCGAGGCGGCGGCGGCCACCGAGACAGCAGCGCACCUUCCCCCAUCCCUUCCCCUUAUCCCCCAGCCCAAAAGGGCCCGGUCUGCGCCCCACCCCCGCCCGUCCGCCCGCUACGCCGCCGCCAUGUCGGCGCAGGCCCAGAUGCGCGCGAUGCUGGACCAGUUGAUGGGCACCUCCCGGGACGGUUCAAUGUAUCUAUGCCUGCCUACCUCAAUCUGCAAGGGAGUGUCAGAAAGGCCCCGCAUUCGCCAAGCCGAGAUACAACUCGUCAACGAAUCAAAUUCAGUGAUGACAGAGUAUGCAAGAGUCACCUUCUCAACUGUUGUCCUCAUGAUGUCCUUUCUGGAACUAGAAUGGAUCUUGGAGAAUGUCUGAAAGUCCAUGACCUGGCUUUAAGAGCGGAUUAUGAAAUUGCAUCCAAAGAACAAGAUUUUUUCUUUGAACUUGAUGCCAUGGAUCAUCUGCAGUCAUUCAUUGCAGAUUGUGAUCGUAGAACAGAAGUGGCCAAGAAAAGAUUAGCAGAAACUCAAGAAGAGAUUAGUGCUGAAGUAGCAGCAAAGGCAGAACGUGUUCAUGAGUUAAAUGAAGAAAUUGGUAAAUUGUUAGCCAAGGUGGAACAACUAGGAGCUGAAGGGAAUGUGGAGGAAUCCCAGAAAGUAAUGGAUGAAGUAGAGAAAGCACGGGCAAAGAAAAGAGAAGCAGAGGAAGUUUAUCGGAAUUCUAUGCCAGCUUCCAGUUUUCAGCAGCAGAAACUUCGAGUCUGUGAAGUCUGCUCUGCCUAUUUAGGACUUCAUGAUAAUGACAGACGACUGGCUGAUCAUUUUGGGGGUAAACUGCACCUGGGAUUUAUUGAAAUAAGAGAGAAGCUUGAAGAAUUAAAGAGAGUCGUAGCUGAGAAGCAGGAGAAAAGAAACCAGGAACGGCUGAAACGAAGAGAAGAGAGAGAGAGAGAAGAAAGGGAGAAGCUGAGGAGGUCCCGAUCACACAGCAAGAAUCCAAAAAGAUCCAGGUCCAGAGAGCAUCGCAGACAUCGAUCUCGCUCCAUGUCACGUGAACGCAAGAGGAGAACUCGAUCCAAAUCUCGGGAGAAACGCCAUCGCCACAGGUCCCGCUCCAGCAGCCGUAGCCGCAGCCGUAGCCACCAGAGAAGUCGGCACAGUUCUAGAGAUAGGAGCAGAGAACGAUCCAAGAGGAGAUCCUCAAAAGAAAGAUUCAGAGACCAAGACUUAGCAUCAUGUGACAGAGACAGGAGUUCAAGAGACAGAUCACCUCGUGACAGAGAUCGGAAAGAUAAGAAGCGGUCCUAUGAGAGUGCUAAUGGCAGAUCAGAAGACAGGAGGAGCUCUGAAGAGCGCGAAGCAGGGGAGAUCUAACUAGCUGUGUACAUUUCUUCAGUCCUUAAGCUUCCUACGGAGUUACGUACUAUUGUUUAGUUCACAGCUGUUCAGGGUGACAGUGAGCAGAUCCAGACACCAGAUCCAGCUAGGCUAGAUGUACAGUAUCUAACUUGAUCUGAACUGAACCUGUUUUCCUUGAUGAUGCCUAAAACUACAUCCAUAGUUUCUGGUGAACCUGUAAUACAGUUCUGAAAGUACAGUUUUAUAUAAUAAGAUGCUGAUCUCUUUAUUCUUUCAAGUAAGAGUGCUAGUGAACAAAUUGUGUUACUUGCCUUGGGAUUUUUUGAACGUUUGUAAAAUGCUGUCUUCCUAGUCCAAACAGCUGCAGCUUUGGGCAUUUUUCUUUUUAAUUAUUCUUCCUCUGACUUUGUAUCCCUUAAUACCUACACUCUCCAAUUGUAAGAGAAAGGGGGCAGGGAAGCAAUAUAGCUUCCAUUCUAAGGCUGUAUUCCCGUUAUGAAUUACUAGCUGAUUACAGUUCAGAGCAUUGAUCCUGGAAUGUGUGCUGGAGAAAUUUAAAAUACUGGGGUUUUUUGUUUAAUGGUGCCUAUUUAGAGUUGGAAGUUGAACAGCUGUUGCAUUACAUACUUUUGCUUUUUUAUUGAAAUUUUGAAAUCAAACGUCUUGAUUUUUCUGUUCUGUUGAAUUGCUAUGUUCAGGAUGUUCUAGGGGGUGGGGGCAGGGACUCUUUUCGUAAUAAGCACUUGUUUUAUUUUGUGUGUGUGGAGUAUAAAGGCUACACCCUUAUUGUAAAAAAAUAAUAAUAAUAAAAUGAAAGAAACAAUCACCACCACCAUUAUUAAACUGUAACUUGUCUAGUAAAUUGUCACUAGAACUAUUUGCUGUGGGCAUUUCCUCUAUUCUGUUACGUCAUUAACAGUGCCUUACUGUGCAAGGCACCAAAGGACAUAAAUACGUACUUGCAAAGAUUCCAGAUGAGCUGUUCAUGUGGGCCCCUUGCUGACUAUAUUCCAGCCACUUCAGGGUUGUUUGUAAUGACCGUUAUAGAGAAGGGCUCGACCUGCAGAAGAAACUGGGGUGUUUUUAUUCUCAUUCAACAAACCCAAAUAAAAACAGUAUAUGUAACCAA
Messenger RNA from Homo sapiens (human), 2732 nucleotides. RefSeq names its product LUC7 like 2, pre-mRNA splicing factor (gene LUC7L2). The coding region runs from base 443 to 1618 and encodes 391 amino acids. Gene Ontology annotation, biological process: mRNA splice site recognition. Gene Ontology annotation, molecular function: mRNA binding. Gene Ontology annotation, cellular component: U1 snRNP; nuclear speck; nucleoplasm. The record is from RefSeq and is marked reviewed. Lineage: Eukaryota; Metazoa; Chordata; Mammalia; Primates; Hominidae. The transcript has 11 exons.